AUGCACAAGAUCAUAGCAAAAACCUUAUCUACUGGACUGAAGAAGGUCAUUGGUGCUUGUAUUGGUGACAUUCAAUCAGAGUGUGUGGAAUAUAAAAGCAUCCUCGAUGGGCCCAUAAUAAUCAACGAAAUGUGUUCAUGGGAUAAGAAGGCAAAAGGGAAGAUGCUACUCUUCAAAGUAGAUUUUAAUAAAGCUUUUGGCACGGUUAAAUGGAAAUUUCUUGAUCACAUUCAAAUGCAAAUGGGAUCCAGUGAGCGAUGGAGAGGAUGGAUACAAGGCUAUCUAAAAUCGUCAAGAGAAUUAAUACUCGUGAACAGUUCCUCAAAAGGCGAAUUUGGAAUUGGUUGGGGAAUAAGGCAAGGCGAUCCUUUAUCGUUGUUUUUGUUCAUAACAGCAAUGGAGGGUCUAAAUAUCGCCAUGAAAAGGGCAUGCGAGAAAGGAAUUUUUAAAGAUUCACAGGGAUUAACAACUCUCGCUGCACCACUUGGAUGUGAACCAUCAAAACUCCCAUUCACAUACUUGGGUGUCUAA
Messenger RNA from Lactuca sativa (garden lettuce), 531 nucleotides. RefSeq lists its product as uncharacterized. Lineage: Eukaryota; Viridiplantae; Streptophyta; Magnoliopsida; Asterales; Asteraceae. The record is from RefSeq and is a predicted model, not a curated record.